Messenger RNA from Lottia gigantea (owl limpet), 1104 nucleotides. RefSeq lists its product as hypothetical. The transcript has 3 exons. NCBI's taxonomy places the organism in Eukaryota, Metazoa, Mollusca, Gastropoda, Lottiidae. The record is from RefSeq and is a predicted model, not a curated record. Gene Ontology annotation, molecular function: structural molecule activity. Bases 1 to 1104 code for a protein of 367 amino acids.
AUGUCAAUGAUAAUUGCUCAAACUACUAAUACUUAUUUCGGUUCUGACAUUCGAAAAUCAUUAGGCUCUCUUCCCGGAUUUCCAUGGACAAAAUACCCCGGAGAAAAGCAUCUUCCCGGUCAUAAUUAUACUGGUCCAGUUACAAGGUUAGAUCUGCGAUUAGACGAAAACGAUAAACCCAAACCAGGUGAAGAACCCGUUAAUAGAGUUGACGCCGCUGCACUUAAACACGACAUACUAUACAGAAAUAAAGACAUAACAUCCAGACACGAAGCAGACAAACAAAUGAUAAUCGAACUUGAAAAUAUUCCAAAUCCAACUUUCAAAGAGAGAAUUCAAAGAGCAUUAAUUAUUAAACUCUUGAAAGCAAAGAUGAAAAUGGUAAAUAAAGAACAUUUAAAAGAAAGAAUAGGCGAUGUGAAAAGAUACUUCAAACGACAAAAUAAUAAUAAAGAUUUUAUUGAUGAUACUAAAUUACAACAAGAAGUAACAAGUUUAAAAAGUUUUAUUGAAGAACAAUUACUUAAUGUAGUAGAUAAAACUCAAUUACAACCUUUAAGUUCAUUAAUAUCUAAUUCAGAUGAUAAGAUUACAAAACAAAAAGUAGAUAUUAAACAACUUAUAGCCAAUAUUAAUCCAGUUUUCCGUGUGAGAAAUACUGAAUGUAUUCCUACCGGUGAAACAAUAUAUCAGUUGGAAGGAUAUGGAUUUAUAUUAAAAAUAAAAGUAUUUUCAUAUAUAAGUGGAAACAUUAAAAACAUAUUUGAUGAUUCAGGAAACUUUAAUUUCCGAGGUAAAUCUCUAAUUCUUUUUCCUGUAAAAGAUAAAAUCGAUUCAAUCUUCUUCUCUCAUCCAUCUAACUAUUUUAACGCUCGUAAGAUUUUCGAAUUUAUCAAUGGUGGCGAAUAUGUUGAAAAUAAAGAUUUGGAAGUUAAUGAUGAAAACAACAAGCCUAAUCAUAUGUAUGAAAUUAAAACAAAUGAAAAAUAUACAGACACCUUUAGAUUGUCAAUAAUACCAGACAAUGACAACGAUAUUCUUUCAAUAGGUGAAAAAAUCACACACAAUAAAGAGUUAUACGUUUUUGAGAACAUUAGACUUUGA